This is a messenger RNA of Rana temporaria (common frog), 1325 nucleotides long. RefSeq names its product noggin-like. Lineage: Eukaryota; Metazoa; Chordata; Amphibia; Anura; Ranidae. The record is from RefSeq and is a predicted model, not a curated record. The transcript has a single exon. Gene Ontology annotation, biological process: dorsal/ventral pattern formation; negative regulation of cell differentiation; negative regulation of BMP signaling pathway. Bases 132 to 884 code for a protein of 250 amino acids.
AAGAGACAAAUGAACAGAGAUACACUGAAGUGAGGACAGGCAGGAGACACUGAGCAGCGCUGCUUGAGAGCAGAAAGUUCUCCAAUACUUCUCAGGAAGAAACAUCUUACAUUAAAAAGCAGAUAUAUCAAAUGGGAUUGCUUCAAAGAUACACGUUUAUCAUCUGUUUGAUGACUCUUGGGAUAUCCUGGGUCUCGGCAAUAUCCAAUCAGACAGCAGACUUCAAACGCUUUGAUGAAAAGCAAGCGGACCUCGAUGUGGCUUCUUUGCGGCAAAGACUUUCCUCUGGUACCCGUCCUUACAGUCUGUCCUUGUCACCACUGGAUUAUCACUAUUCUCCAAAGCCGAAGCACCUUCGUGUGCCCCGUCUACUUCGGCUUCUGGGGUCCUCCUUUGACCCAUUCUGGAUGUCUGUAGAGAAACCAAUACACAACGAUACCAACAACCACGUGUCACCAUUUAGCCAAGACCUGUUCGAGGGUGCCAGUCGUUAUCGAAAGAAGCUUACCCAGGAGGCACAAUACAUUGACUUUAGUGCUUUCAGAGUGCCAGCAGAACUGUCUGAAAAUGGUAGCCAGGCCUUGCUGAAUGAACUACGUCAGUGGCUGGUACAGAAAGCAAGCUGCCAGCUAAUGUCUACAUGGGUGGAUCUGGGCCCUGUGUUCUGGCCUCGGUGGGUGCGACACACUAACUGCGACGAAAGCAACACUGCAUGCUCCUGGCCUCCUGGAAUGUCUUGCCGUCAGGCUCAGCUCACUCAAAUUAAAUUGCUAGCCUGGCACUGCUGGAUACAAGAUGCUGGCAAAGGAUGGACAUCUCAGAACUGCAUGUGGAGGCAGGUACCCUAUCCAGUAGUGGUUGCCUGUAAGUGUACGUGCAGGUGAAGAUAUUUUUUUCAAGAUGAGAUUAUUAGCAUAUUCACAUCUUCAUUUUUUUUUUUUUUUAAAUGUCAUUACAAAGUGUGCUUCAAUAUAACAUUUUUCAUGUCUAUUUUUAUUUUACAAUAGACACUUUCUAUAGAAAAACUGCAUGUAUUUUUAUAAAUUAUGUCUUAUUCACCUUUUGCCAAUUAUAGUUAAAAUUCAAGCUGGAAAGAAAAUUUGUGAUGCGGGGUUAAUUUGAUCACUAAGAGCACAAAACAAGCCAGAGACAGCUUGUCUAGGAGAAGAGUGAAGGUCACGGGUAACCCAAACACAGCUGACAGUAAACAGGGUACAGCAACCUUUUACAUGGAAGCACAAAGAGCGUGUGCAUGUUACCCCUAGCAUUGGAUGCUGUGCUUUACCAAUAUUGCCAUACAUAAAAUCUUUUUUUUAGUUAUGUUA